This is a messenger RNA of Seminavis robusta, 2021 nucleotides long. Lineage: Eukaryota; Bacillariophyta; Bacillariophyceae; Naviculales; Naviculaceae. The record is from the annotation of a GenBank genome assembly.
CAUUCAGUACGGUACGGUAGUUGGAGACUUGAAUGUUAUAGCUAGUAUACUGACCAUGAGACAAUCGAUAGUACCCGCCGCCGCCGCCAUCCUGUGGCUGUGCGUUGGCAGCCAUGCCUUUACGACACCUGCCAGAACGGUCGUCACUCGACUUGUCCCACAACCACAUGUGGUCCCUCUGCGACAUGCUACUGUCUCCCUGACUAUGGCUAGCAACAGCAACCCCGUGUUGUCCUUGUACGAACGGUAUCAAGACAAGUUGCCCUCCGACGCCAUUGUGGAAGCAUGUGCCGGACAACGCGUGGUGGCCAGUGAUUUGGCGGCCAAAGCAGGAAUUUCCGUCUCGCAAGCGGCCCGUGAACUCACAUUGUUGGCGAGUUUGAGUCAAGGCGACAUUGCCGUGGGCGAUGCGGGAGAAUUGCUGUAUAGCUUUCCUUCCGAUUUGAAAGGCGUACUCCAAAAGAGAUCCUCGCAAUAUCAAUUCCAACAGCAAAUCCAAAAAGCCUGGCCGACCGUGUUUUGGGGCAUUCGCGUCGGUUUUGGAGUGGCACUGGUGGCAUCGUUGGUGGCCAUUUAUUCCACCAUUUUCUUCAUCAAUAGUUCGUCGUCGAGUGACAAUGACGAUCGCAAUUCCGAACGACGCGGUGGUGGUGGAUUCGGUGGUGGUUUUGGGUACUUUUGGGGACCGUCGCCGUUUGAUUUCUUGUACUAUCGACCGUAUGGGUCGUAUGGAUACUAUGGACGCGCCUCGUCAGAAAAGGAGGAAGAAUUGGGGUUCUUGGAAUCCGUCUUUAGUUAUGUCUUUGGAGAUGGAGAUCCCAAUGCCAAAAUCGAAGAAGAACGAUUGCAACUUGCGGCACAAAUGAUACGAGACAAUAAGGGUGCCGUCACGGCCGAACAGUUGGCACCCUACUGUGAUCCCGAUAUCACGCCGCAACAAGCCCAAAAGGCAAACUACGUCGAUGAGAGCUUUGUUUUGCCCAUUGUCACACAACUCAACGGAGAACCCACCGUCACGGACGAUGGAGAUAUCGUAUAUCUAUUUCCGGAAUUGCAAACGACAGCGUCCAAAACAGCAAUCACCAAAAGCACUACGGAUGAUCAAGAACAAUCCAAUGCUCUCAUUCUAAAACGAGCUGGACUGAGUCCCAACGCCAGUACCCGCGAUAUUCAACUCAUGCUCAAUUACAAUGGCAUUUCCACCCGCAAUGCCUACGACAAACAAGCUCUGUUGGAUAUUCUAGAACAGGCAUUGCCACCAUUGACACGACAAGAACAAGAGAAACUCGAGCAACAGGCCGCGCAACAAGAUCCAUCCCUCCUCACAGAACGUGAAAUUCCAUUUUCCGUCGCCACCGAUUUCAACAAGAUUGCUGCGGGAGCUCUGGGAGUCGUCAAUCUCGGAGGUGCUCUCUAUUUGGGGACCCAACUCGCUCAAAUUACCGCGGCGGGAUAUUCGUUGCCAGGAAUGUACGGCGCCGUGGCGGGCGCGUUUCCCCUCUUAUUGGGAUACGCAUUGUUGUAUAAUGCCAUUCCACUGGUGCGCAAUUUUUGGAUCAACCAACAAAAUGCCCAAAUUAGUGCCCGCAACAGUCUUCGCAAACAAUGGAAAACGGCACUGGCGGAGAGUGUCAAUACGGCCUUGUUCAAACGCAAACUAAAGGCUGCCAAGGCCAUGGGUGUGAAACAGAAACGAGUGGGAUCCAACAAUGUCAUCUUUGAUACUUCCAAAACAACCCUCGAAGAAUUGGGAAAACAAAAGGAACAAGCCGAGUUGAGUGCGUUUGAUAGUCUGUUGGAAAAAGACAAUGACAAUGACAACAAGAAGAAGAAGGAGAAAAAGGCCAGUUUGGAUAGUAGCGGCGGUGGUGGCGAUGAUGUGGGCGCCUUUGAAUAGAAAGGAACGAACGAACCAAGGUGGUUGUACAGUACUGCCUGCUACUAGCUACUUGUUGUACGUACCGGUACUUCUAGCUACUCACACGGUCGACCGCGUGGCUACCACGACCCGUCACAAUGUC